Messenger RNA from Sciurus carolinensis (gray squirrel), 327 nucleotides. RefSeq names its product defensin beta 116 (gene Defb116). The coding region runs from base 1 to 327 and encodes 108 amino acids. The transcript is spliced from 2 exons. The record is from RefSeq and is a predicted model, not a curated record. Gene Ontology annotation, biological process: innate immune response. Lineage: Eukaryota; Metazoa; Chordata; Mammalia; Rodentia; Sciuridae. Gene Ontology annotation, cellular component: extracellular region.
AUGUCAGUCAUGAAGCCCUAUUUAAUGACCAUUGCCAUCCUUCUGAUUCUGGUUCAAAAGACUCCAGGUGGCCUGUUCAGAUCCAACAAUAACAAGAAGAAAGAGAUGUGGUAUCCAUGUGAGCUUUACCAGGGCAAGUGCAGAAACACCUGCAGAAACUACGAGGUGCGGUACUUUUCCUGCCUACCUGACCUCAAGUGCUGCCUGAAAUUGUCUUCUGAUGUAGCCGGAGCGGACUCCGACUCCAGGAAGGAAGACUCCAGCCUCAGCUCCAACCUCAGCUCCAGCCUGUCCGUCAUGAACACGUCCAGCUAUGCCCCGAGCUGA